Molecule: messenger RNA, 1657 nt
Organism: Physella acuta
Lineage: Eukaryota; Metazoa; Mollusca; Gastropoda; Physidae
Product: TRPL translocation defect protein 14
Biological process (GO): photoreceptor cell maintenance
Molecular function (GO): phosphatidic acid binding; phosphatidylinositol binding; GTP binding
Source: RefSeq, a predicted model, not a curated record
UCAGCAGGUUGUGACCCAAACAACAUUCAUAGUUUUUAUGUAACCUCAAAUUAUGUUGAAUGGAGAAAUUUCGCAUUUUAUUCUCUCGUCUUCCAUGUAGAUCUACAGAUUUCGAUUGCUUUAUUAAAUUUAAAAUAGCAGCGUUGUCAUAUUCAAGGCUAUUUUAUAAUGAUUAUUCUACCUCAUCGAAACAAUCUGCAACAGUUAUUGACAUGUCUCAAAACGUUAGUGAAAAUCAAAAUAAAAAAUUCUAUAAAGUCGUAUUGACUGGGGGUCCAUGUGGGGGUAAAACUACAGGUCAGAUCAGGCUUGGAACGUUUUUUGAAAACUUAGGAUGGAAGGUAUAUCGCUCCCCAGAAUCAGCUUUGGCCUACCUGAGUGGAGGAGUCAGGUUUCAGGAGUUAAACAGAGAACAAGCUUUCAAGUUCCAAGAAGACAUCAUAAAGACCAUGAUGGUUAUAGAAGAUACAUUCCACCAUCUGGCAGCAGUCAGACAGAAGAAUGUCUUGUUGAUCUGUGAUAGGGGCGUCAUGGAUGGCUCAGCAUACCUGCAACCCGGUGAUUGGGGCAAGAUGAAAGAACUAAAUGGCUGGAAUGAGGUGAACCUGAGAGAUAAACGCUAUGACCAGGUUAUUCAUAUGGUGUCCUCAUCCAAAGGGGCGGAGGCUUUCUACUCCACUGAUGGUCACAUGACCAGACACGAGGACCUAGAGGAUGCCAGACAGCUGGACUCUGUCACAGCUGACGCCUGGGUAGGCCACCCCUAUUAUGAUGUGAUUGACAACUCCACUGACUUUGACACUAAAAUUUCCAGAAUGAUUGCUGCAGUGUGUGCCAGGGUUGGAAUUGAUGCCCAAGACAGACUGGCACCCAACAGCAUCAAGAGAAAGUUUUUGGUCUCAUGUCUGCCUACUGAUGAGGAGUUCCCCCACUACCAGGAGUUUGAUGUCAUCCAUGAUUAUCUAGUUACCCCCAGCAGAAAGAUGCAAGCCAGACUUCGGAAACGUGGCCAGGCCAACAACUGGACCUACUCACAUACGAUACGUCGUCCUGAAAUCAAUGAUCAGAGUGUUGAGUUACGUAUGCCCAUCUCAGAGAAAGACUAUCAGAUCCUCAUGGCCCAGCGUGAUGACCAUCACUACACCAUUUACAAGACCCGGCGCUGCUUCCUGUGGAACAAUAACUACUACCAGCUGGACAUAUAUAAGGAGCCUGCUCCCCCAAGGUGUAUGGGCUUGUUGAUAUUAGAGGUUUUCACAACAGAAAGAAAACAGCUAGCAUUGCCAGAUUUUCUUCAAGUUGAAAAGGAAGUGACUUAUGACCCCAAUUAUUCUAUGUUUAACAUGUCUAUAAAAUCGUGAGUUUAGUUCACCCAGAGAACAAAACAAAUUGUAAAUAUUAGGUCAUUAUAUUUAUUGAUUUGUCAUAGCCAACUGUUCAUCAGGGUAGGCUCUAACACUUCAGCUGUAGUAGAGAGUAGUGUGUUUGUAGUGCUUCACAUACAGGGCAUUAGGGUUGUAGCAUGACCAUAUUUACAUGGCUAGUUUUGUAAACUGUACAGAUGGUAUUUUUGUAGAGUUGUAACUUGUAAGGAAAUUAUGAUUGUUGUAGUUUUGUUAGUUGUUGUAUUAUGAAUGUAGUGUUACAGUUUUGUAAA